Messenger RNA from Naegleria gruberi, 894 nucleotides. RefSeq lists its product as uncharacterized. The record is from RefSeq and is a predicted model, not a curated record. The annotation marks the transcript as partial. Lineage: Eukaryota; Heterolobosea; Eutetramitea; Acrasida; Naegleriidae. Gene Ontology annotation, biological process: transport. Gene Ontology annotation, molecular function: transmembrane transporter activity. The transcript is spliced from 2 exons.
AAUAAUCAAAAAAAAACACACGUCAUUGCUGAAUUUAUUGCUGGUUCAGCUGGUGGUUUAGCUGGUAUUUCUGUUGGUUAUCCUUUAGAUACUAUUAAAACUAGAAUGCAAGUGUUUCAAAAUGAUCAUCAUUCAUUUAAUGAAACAUUUAAAACUAAAUGGGAUUAUUUUAAAGGAUUAUAUAGAGGAUUAUCAAGUCCACUUGUAGGAGAAUUAGCUUCUAAUUUUGUAUUAUUUGGAUCAUUUGGAAUGUGUAAAGAUUGGAUGUCUAAAUAUAGUAUUGAAAAUAGUAAAGAAAAUUAUAAAGAAUGGAAAGAAAAUUUAUCAAUAUUUGCAAGUGGAGCAUUUUCAGGAUUGGCAAUUAGUUUAGUUGUUGGUCCAACUGAAAUGAUUAAAAUUCAAAUGCAAACUUCAAAUGGACAAGAAACAAAUCAAUCAAAACAAUCAAUUACAAAUUGUAUUAAACAUUUAUGGAAAACUAGAGGUUUCUUUCAUGGUUAUAUUGCUUGUUUAAAUCAUCAAUUGACUUUUUAUUCUUCCUAUUUUUUAAUUUAUGAAUUAUCUAAAAGAAAAUUUGAACAAUUUUAUUUAAAUAAUUUUAAUAAUUCUAAUAAUAAUUCAAAUGGUAAUUCAAAUGAUGGUAAAAAAUUUGAACAUAAUGCAUUUACAUUAUUAAUGUCAGGUGGUAUGGCAGGUACAUUAGCAUGGGCAUUAGUAUAUCCAACAGAUUCAAUUCAAUCAAUUGUUAGAUAUGAUAGAGAAAUGAAUAUUAGAAAGGCUUUAAAACAAUAUACUAUUAGAGAUUUAUAUAGAGGUUUUACUACAACUGUUAUUAGAGCAUUCCCUGUUAAUAGUGUUACUUUUUAUGCAUAUGAAUUGGCUUUUCAUUUAAUG